This is a messenger RNA of Plectropomus leopardus (leopard coralgrouper), 1271 nucleotides long. The record is from RefSeq and is a predicted model, not a curated record. Lineage: Eukaryota; Metazoa; Chordata; Actinopteri; Perciformes; Serranidae.
CAUCGUGCUAACCAAAAUAGCAGCUAGCAUUAGGGUCGAAAUAUGUCCACUUCUGGCUUUAAAAAUCCAAGAUGGUGGCUACGUCUGUUAUUUUAAUGCUGUCUACAGAUACCUCUAACUCCCAGUGUUUGUUGGUUUGUGAUUUGCAGGGAAAUAAAGAGCAGCCCCUGUGUGUCAUACCUGUGGUCACCUCCAGCAAGGAAGAGGAGCGGCUCAUCCAGUCCUCCACAAAGCCUGUGGUGAAGCUGGUGUACAACAGAAGCAAUAACAAGUACUCCUACACCAGUAAUUCGGACGACAACCUUUUGAAGAACAUCGAGCUGUUCGACAGGCUGUCUCUCAGCUUCAAUGGACGCGUCCUCUUCAUGAAAGACGUGAUCGGAGACGAGAUCUGCUGCUGGUCCUUUUACGGUCAGGGCCGCAAGCUGGCCGAGGUGUGCUGCACCUCCAUCGUCUACGCCACGGAGAAGAAGCAGACCAAGGUGGAGUUUCCUGAAGCUCGUAUCUACGAGGAGACUCUGAACACGUUGCUCUACGAGACGAUGCCGCUGCCAGACAACUCCCUGCUGGAGGCCACGCGUCGCAGCUACAACAACUGCGGCUCUCACAGUGAGGAGGAAGACGGGCCCGGCGGAGCCGAGCUUCGCGAGCGCGUGCGUCGAAUCCACGUCAAGAGGUACAGCACGUACGACGACCGACCGCUGGGACACUGAGACUGAAACCGCAAAUUUCGGCAGAUUUCGGCUUUUCACAUCGAUGAUGAACAUUAAGACAUGAAAUCUGUUGAUGCCCAAACGUUUCUCCUCUGAGUAGUUUUAUUAUCUUACUUUCUUUACCACUAUCUUAAAAAAAGUCCAAACUGUGGCCUCGAUGUAACUGCAUCGGACUUUGUUCUCUAGAUAGUCGUGGUGUUGUCUGCUCUGUCCAUCAUAAUUUAUUUAUGAAUUAUUAUCAAAGGACUGAGAGCAAUGCUUCAAAUAUCUGGAGAACUCUAGUUUUUAUUAAAUGUAGAUCAGUAGUGGAGGAAAAAAAUCACUGAUAUGCACUAUUUCUUAGAAGAAAUCUUGUUACAAUCAUAGCGCUUACAUCAGCAGGAGAGCAUGUUUCAUAUUUAUAGAUUGUAUUUUUCAUAAACACAUUUAUGACAGCCUGUUGUUUGCCAAAAAUGCACCUGUUACAGUUUUUCUGAAUUAGUGCCUCUAACAUGUUUUAAUGCAGUUUACCGCGAUGCCUUUUUUCCAGCUGUGAAGAUAAAAGUUGUUAUUCGACUA